Indicator indicator is the source of this 1065-nucleotide messenger RNA. Its product is annotated as pinopsin. The record is from RefSeq and is a predicted model, not a curated record. Gene Ontology annotation, biological process: G protein-coupled receptor signaling pathway; visual perception; phototransduction. The transcript has 5 exons. Gene Ontology annotation, molecular function: G protein-coupled receptor activity. Lineage: Eukaryota; Metazoa; Chordata; Aves; Piciformes; Indicatoridae. Gene Ontology annotation, cellular component: membrane; photoreceptor outer segment. The coding region runs from base 1 to 1065 and encodes 354 amino acids.
AUGGACUCGGACUCCUCCAACAGCUCUCAGGAGCCCCCAAAUAACAGCACCCCAGGGCCCUACGAUGGUCCCCAGUGGCCCCACCAGGCUCCACGAAGCAUGUACCUGUCAGUGGCUGUGCUGAUGGGCUUCGUUGUGGUCACUGCAUCGGUUGUGAACGGCUUGGUCAUUGUGGUGUCCAUCAGGUACAAGAAGCUGCGGUCCCCCCUCAACUACAUCCUGGUGAACCUGGCCGUGGCCGACCUGCUGGUGACGCUCUGCGGCAGCUCCGUCAGCUUCUCCAACAACAUCAACGGAUUCUUUGUCUUUGGCAAGCGGAUGUGCGAGCUGGAGGGCUUCAUGGUCUCCCUGACAGGUAUCGUGGGGCUGUGGUCCCUGGCCAUCCUGGCCUUCGAGCGCUACAUUGUCAUCUGCAGACCUCUGGGAGACUUCCGAUUCCAGCACCGGCAUGCGGUCAGCGGCUGUGCCUUCACCUGGAGCUGGUCACUGCUCUGGACAACUCCACCACUCAUGGGCUGGAGCAGCUAUGUGCCUGAAGGUCUGAGAACAUCUUGUGGCCCCAACUGGUACACUGGUGGCAGCCACAACAACAGCUACAUCUUGGCCUUGUUUGUCACCUGCUUUGUGAUGCCCCUCAGCCUGAUUCUCUUCUCCUACACCAACUUGGUGAUGACCCUGCGCUGGGCUGCGGCGCAGCAGAAGGAGUCGGACACCACGCAGCAGGCCGAGCGGGAGGUGACGCGCAUGGUGGUCGCGAUGGUGAUUGCCUUCCUCAUCUGCUGGCUGCCCUACACCACCUUUGCCCUGGUGGUGGCCACCAACAAAGACAUCGUCAUCCAGCCAGCUCUUGCCUCCCUGCCCUCCUACUUCUCCAAGACCGCCACCAUUUACAACCCAAUCAUCUAUGUCUUCAUGAACAAACAGUUUCAGGGCUGUCUGCUGAAAAUGGUCUGCUGUGGUCACCAUCCCUGGGGGACAGGGAAAACUGCUCCCGCUGCUCCCAGACCCCAGGUGGGUGCCACUGCAGACCAGCUGCAGAAGAUGUCACCAUCCCCCCCUGUUUAA